Molecule: messenger RNA, 786 nt
Organism: Acaulospora morrowiae
Lineage: Eukaryota; Fungi; Glomeromycota; Glomeromycetes; Diversisporales; Acaulosporaceae
Source: the annotation of a GenBank genome assembly
AUGGAAACUUUCUUAGGAGACCUCAUUUAUCCUACCGUGGUUAAAACAAAAUUAAUUCCGACAGGAGGCUGUCCAACAAAUUCUUUACAAGUAGGACCAACAACAACGAAGGUUUCCAAAAUUAUUACAACAACGAAGGUUUCCAAAAUUAUUACAACACCAAAGAGCUCUUAUCGAAGCACUGCCCACAGGAACAUUUCAACCAAAGAGGACGAUUUGAUAAACAAUCCCACUUCGGCUGGCCCAGAUUUCCAAACUCGAAAAAACCUUAAUCGAGUUUCUCUCACCUCGUCGUUCUAUACAACAACUGCUUCAGCAAAUAUACCCAUUGAAACCAUUUCUAAUGGUGUUACUAUUGAUCUUACUGUUUUAAAAGCUAAAGCAUCGUCAAUUAUUCCGACCAAAAACAUUGUAGAGAACCCUUUUGAUUCAAAAUCACCAUACAGAAUCCCCGCCAUAUUAGGCAUGACCCUUACAUUGCUAGUAGCAUUGUCUGCACUGUUAUUUUUAUUGAGAAAAACAAUUUUUGUCAAAAGAAUAUGUAGUAAACCAUCAAGCGUAAACUCAUCACCUCCUAGUAUUAAUAGUGAUCGCGAUUCUGCGGAAGUUUCAAGAAAUUCUACUUUGGUUGAAACACCCGAUGAUAUCGUGUUUCCAAAGAAUCCUUUGUCAACAAUCUCCAUUCCAUCUGUCGAUAUAGAUUUAAAAGAUAACAAUCUGAUUUUUUAUGAAACGAAUCCAAAUAUAAGUCCAACAUCUCCACAAAAAGUUGAGAAUUUAUGCUGA